Vitrella brassicaformis is the source of this 857-nucleotide messenger RNA. The record is from the annotation of a GenBank genome assembly. NCBI's taxonomy places the organism in Eukaryota, Vitrellaceae.
UGUGUAUGCAGCGCAUCUUUCUUAUCAGGUAAUGUCAGUCACGUCAAAAGGCGGAGAUCUCACUCAUGAGUUCCGUUCAUGGAUCUGCCUGAUGUCCUGCUGCUGUCUGUGUUCCAUGGUUGGCUGCAGCAUGGCACUGCGUGCGGCGGGCCUUCUCGUGUUCAGGCGGCAUCAUGCACCAGCUGCAGGGACCAUCAAGAAUGAGUCGAUAGAGUAUCUGAUGAUGCAGACGUCAUAUGGAGAACUCCACUGGACACCGCCCAAAGGUCACACACACAGCACAGAUACUGCACACACAGAAGGCAGGCAGCUGCAGUGCAGGGGCGUCUUCUACGUGUGUCUGUGCGUGUGUCGGCGUAGGUCAUGUUGAUCCCGGUGAGAGUGAUCUGCAGACAGCAUUGCGCGAGACCGAGGAAGAGGCCGGGCUGACCAACGGCAGGGACGUCAGGCUCUAUGAUUGGAACAAGGUGCGUGUGUGGGGAUGGCCUGCAUGCAUCUCUGAUGAUUGACCAUGUGUGCUGCCUGUGAACGUGCAGGAGCUGAAAUAUGAGGUGCGUGGCCGGCCCAAGUCAGUGAUAUACUUUCUUGCUGAGCUCGUCAACAGUGACGCCACAGUGCGCCUGUCUGACGAGCACCAGGCAUACAGGCAAGCUUCGCCACCCACCUGACCAAUCGCACGACUGUGGAACGAGUGAAUGAAUGAGUGAAAAGUGAUCUUUGCGUGUGUGCGUGCAGGUGGGCUGCGUUGAGUGAGGCGUGUGAGCUGGCUAAGUAUCGUGAUAUGGUUGAGACGCUGCAACAGGCAGAUGCCUUCCUCAGACAAAGGGACGAAAGCAGACCAACGGGGUGAAUGAAAA